UCCAAGUCCUACAUGCAAUCAAAUAACCAUCCACAGAAUGCUAGCCUUUGCCUUGCUUGACUCUAUUUUUCAUGUCUCACACUAAAUUAGUGAGAAAUAUAGGAUUCUAAAACUAAAUUACCAGAGACUGUUAAUUCUUCAAAGAGUGUGAGGGCAUUUCUAAUUGGCGGGAGAAACACCUAAGAAGCAAAAUCCAGAUGUUUUCUGCAACCCUGCUGCUGUCCGUGGCUUUGCUUUCCACUGCCCUGGCUGGACCAUGGGUUAAUAUAUGUGCUGGCACAUCUUCCAACCAGAUCCGGACAUGUGACAGCUAUGGCUGUGGACAGUACUCUGCUCAAAGAAAUCAGAGGCAUCACCUGGGUGUGGAUGUCCUGUGCUCAGAUGGAUCUGUUGUGUACGCACCAUUCACUGGGAUGAUAGUAGGCCAGGAGAAACCCUACAAAAAUAAAAACGCCAUCAAUAAUGGUGUUCGGCUAUCUGGAAGAGGUUUUUGUGUCAAAAUUUUCUACAUUAAACCAAUCAAGUAUAAAGGUUCUAUCAAGAAGGGAGAGAAACUGGGCACCCUGCUGCCCUUGCAGAAAGUUUACCCUGGCAUACAGUCACACGUGCACAUUGAAAGCUGUGACUCGAGUGAUCCUACUGCAUACCUGUAAGCAGACAAGGACAGACCUUGUACAUACAAAGCCAUCUUAGAAACCCGGACCCAACCCUGCUCCUGAAGAAGUGUGUGUUCAAACAGAAACAUGGUAAACACAAGAAAAACAGAAUCUUGAUUCCAACUCACUGUCACUUUGAUUCAUGGGUGUAAACUAUUUUCUUGGGGUUCUCUGAUCUUUCUGUCAGAACCAGGUGCUUUGUGGGUUCAGUGUUUAAGUCCUGAAGACCAAAAUAAACAAAUAAAUGAGUUCAAACAGG
Nannospalax galili (Upper Galilee mountains blind mole rat) is the source of this 915-nucleotide messenger RNA. RefSeq names its product leukocyte cell derived chemotaxin 2 (gene Lect2). The transcript is spliced from 4 exons. The coding region runs from base 198 to 653 and encodes 151 amino acids. The record is from RefSeq and is a predicted model, not a curated record. Lineage: Eukaryota; Metazoa; Chordata; Mammalia; Rodentia; Spalacidae.